Messenger RNA from Oreochromis aureus, 982 nucleotides. RefSeq lists its product as uncharacterized. The record is from RefSeq and is a predicted model, not a curated record. NCBI's taxonomy places the organism in Eukaryota, Metazoa, Chordata, Actinopteri, Cichliformes, Cichlidae. The transcript is spliced from 5 exons. The coding region runs from base 42 to 932 and encodes 296 amino acids.
CACUAAGCGAGCUCUACAAGUCAAGACUGGGCAGUGGGUCCAUGAAUAAACUGCCUCACUCCUGCAGGAACCAAAAGAUGGCUGCUGCCCAGAAGCAUGUGCUGCAUGUGUAUGUUGAACGAGACACCGCCCUGAAACUUACUCUACUUGAGCGACCAAAGUCAGUGGAGGAGCUGAAAGAAAUAAUUCAAGAGAGGUUCAAGCCAAGACUGAAUGGGGACUUUAGCCUUCACUAUGUCCUCAUGGACACAACCUAUGCCCUAUGUCGCCAAGAAAUUGUUGGAGCUGUUGGAGCUCCACGAGUGAGAGACAUCGUGGACAGAUGGCCAGCCCUACUUAUGGAGUCACAGGUGGUUGCAGAGUUCCACCGAAUCAAGAAUGUUAACCUGCGCACUCAAUUCUACAAGGAGCUGGACAGACACACGCCUAGACUCAUCACUUUGUUCCGAGACAAGGCCAUCAAGACUGGCAAGAUUGCAGAGGAGCUAGCAAAGCUCAUGAGAAUUUAUGACAUUCAGGAACAGCGUGAUGUAAAUACAAGACGGGUCCUCGUCCUUCAUGCACUUCCUGUGUACCUGCGUGAAGAUGCCUCCACGUUAUUCAGGACUUGUGAUUCAGCAGAUGGUCCAGACCUCACUGACACUCCUGUGGCUCUGCUGACAGUUGUCACGGAUGACACUACUGAUUCGGCCCUCUUCAGUCCCGAAAGCAUCUGCAUUGUUGUUGAGGAUGAAAUACUUGUGAAUGGUCCCACAAAUCUGGCUGACUCAUUUCUCCUGCUCUUUGGGUACAUCUAUGCACUAGACCUACAAUACCCAAAGAAACUUGAGCUUACAUUCACAUUUAUCCAGAAGGUUGUGAUGUGCCUUGAGGACAACAAACCACUGAAAGGGCGUCUACUGAUGCUGAAGAAUGAUUUGUUCAAUGAGUGAAUCACUCAGAAUGGACUACUUGUUGAGCUGAGUAUUGAGGAAGCUUUUUU